AUGCUACCACAUCAAGACUUUGGCUUCCUAUAUGGCGCCCGCUGGCCAAACCAUUGGCGGGCAGCACCACAGCAGUCCACUCUCAAGACAUCCGCGAUCAACACAUCCUCUCUCCACUUGAAGAAAAUCGCCUUCAAGACACUAAACUUCAAGAAAUCCGCCUUCAAGACAUCCACCGUCAAGAUAUCCACCUUCAAGAUAUCCGCCGUCAGGACAUGUACCCUCACAACAUCCACCUUGAAGACAUUUACCUUGAAGAUGUCUACUCUCAACUUCAUCCCAUCGACUCCCAAACUGGAAACGUCCGCUCUGAGGGCAGGUACUCUCACCUUCAAAAAAUCCGCUUACAACAGAUUGAACUUGUGUGCCAAGUGUUAA
Molecule: messenger RNA, 378 nt
Organism: Puccinia triticina
Lineage: Eukaryota; Fungi; Basidiomycota; Pucciniomycetes; Pucciniales; Pucciniaceae
Exons: 2
Coding region: 1-378 (125 amino acids)
Source: RefSeq, a predicted model, not a curated record